Pocillopora verrucosa is the source of this 2535-nucleotide messenger RNA. NCBI's taxonomy places the organism in Eukaryota, Metazoa, Cnidaria, Anthozoa, Scleractinia, Pocilloporidae. The record is from RefSeq and is a predicted model, not a curated record.
AGAAGUGAGCACGAUUACAGUUUUAACUUCUCUUCCUAGCAAAUUACGAUCACAAUUCUUUCCAGGCUUCUUUUUCGGUCUUCUUGCUUCCUUGGAGCUAGGGUAACAGUUUUUGUGUCUUCCAUUACACGCUUCAGCAUUGUCACAACGACAAUGAGCAGUGUAAAGAAACCUUUUCAACGACUUCCCACAAGCGUGCUGCCAAAGAACUACAAACUGACUUUGCAGCCAAAUCUUACAGAAUUUACCUUUACUGGAGAAGAAGUUAUCGAUGUGGAGGUAAAACAAGAAACCAACAAAGUGAUUAUCAACUGUCUUGAUGUAAAUGUUACCUCAGCCAGUUUUUGUUUUGGAGAACAAAGUUACCCUUCCUCAAAUAUCUCUCAUUGUGUUGAGGAUGAAACGGUGGAAAUAAGUUUUGAAUCACCUCUUCCUUUGGGGCAAGGUGAACUAUGCUUGGACUUCACUGGAGAACUGAACAACAAAUUGAAAGGAUUUUACAGAUGUAAAUAUACUGGGGAGGAUGGCAGUGAGAAGUUCUGUGCUGUCACUCAUUUUGAGCCAACAGGGGCUCGUAGAGCAUUUCCUUGUUGGGAUGAACCAGCCAUUCGUGCCACUUUUGAUAUCACCUUGAUUGUUCCAAAGGACAGAGUGGCUUUAUCCAAUAUGAAUGUAAAAGAGGAGAAAGAUCAUGCCGAGGAUACCUCCCUUAAAGUAGUGAAGUAUGCCAGGACACCAGUCAUGUCUACAUACCUUGUUGCUUUUGUUGUUGGCGAGGUCGCUAAAAAGUGCCUGCCAUUUUACAAAGAAUAUUUUGGGAUUGGUUACCUUUUACCAAAGCUUGACCUCAUUGCUAUUCAAGACUUUGUCAUAGGGGCUAUGGAAAACUGGGGUCUUGUCACCUACAGGGAAACCUGCCUUUUGAUAGAUCCAACUGAUUCUUCUUCAGCAGCUAAACAGUAUGUGGCUUUAGUUGUUGGUCAUGAACUUGCUCAUAUGUGGUUUGGAAAUUUGGUGACAGUGGAAUGGUGGACACACUUGUGGCUAAAAGAAGGGUUUGCAUCAUGGAUAGAAUAUCUCCUUGUAGAUCACUGCUUCCCAGAGUUUGAUGUGUGGACACAGUUUGUGAGCACUGAUUUUGCCAGUGCCUUGAAACUUGAUGCACUGAAUAACAGUCAUCCAAUUGAGGUUCCAGUGCAACAUCCAGGGGAGAUAGAUGAGAUUUUCGAUACAAUAUCCUACAACAAGGGUGCAUCAGUGAUCAGAAUGUUACAUCAGUAUGUGGGUGAUCAGGACUUUAGGAAAGGUCUAAAUCACUACCUGAAGACGUUCGAGUACAGUGCUGCCUCCACAGAGGACCUCUGGGCCAGUCUGUCUCACGCCAGUUCGAAGCCUGUUGCAGACGUUAUGGAAACAUGGACCAAACAAAUGGGAUAUCCUGUGUUGUCUGUUACAGCAGAAAAAAAAGGGAAAGAUGUGGUGGUCACCAUAACACAGAACAAAUUUUCGGCUGAUGGGACAACUGAAGAUUCUUCCCAAUGGAAAGUACCGAUCACUGUUUGCACUAGUACCAGUCCCUUAACCCCCGCAGUUGAAACGUUGUUAGAAAAUAAAACCUGUGAAAUAACAGUCAGUGGAGUUGGAAAAGAUCAGUGGAUUAAGUUAAAUCCAGGCCAAGUUGGUUUCUACCGAGUACAGUACUCGUCCGACAUGUUGGAGCUUCUCCUGCCAGCCAUAAAGGACAACAGUCUUCCACCAAGGGACAGAUUGGGUUUGCAGAGUGAUCUGUUUGCUCUGGCGCAAGCGGGUCUCACAUCCACAACAGAAUUCCUAAAAUUAGCUGAACAAUUUAGCAACGAAACAAACUAUACAGUGUGGAAUGACCUAACAUCGAAUAUGAGCAGCUUGUCGAAGCUGCUACAAAACACUGGGUUCUACUCUAGCUUCCAGGCCUUCUGUGUAAAGCUGUACGAAAACAUUGCCCAGAAAGUUGGAUGGGACCCUAAAGUUGGAGAAGGUCAUUUGGAUGCGCUGUUGAGGGGCCUGGUGCUGGGUUGUAUGGGACGCAGUGGUGAUCAAGCAACCCUCACCGAGGCGCGCAAGAGAUUUGAAGCACACUGCAAAGGUGAAUCCACCAUCUCGGCAGACUUGAGGUCAGCGGUUUAUAGCACAGUUCUUAAGCAUGGUGAUGAUAACACCUUAGAGUCUGUGAUGAAAUUGUUUAAAGAAGCUGAUCUGCAUGAAGAGAAAGUCCGACUGAUGAGAUGUAUGGGAGCUGUAUCACAACCUGAUCUGAUCAAGAAAGUCUUGGAGUUCUCAAUGUCUAGUGAUGUUCGGUCACAGGAUACUGUUUACGUUAUCGCUGGUGUAACCGGCAGUUUAGCAGGGCGUGAACUCGCGUGGCAGUUUGUCGAAGACAAUUGGGACGAGCUGUACACCCGUUAUGCUGGAGGACUGUUAUUCUCUCGUCUCAUAAAGAUGACCACAGAUUCGCUUGCAACUGAAAAGAGCCUCAACGAAAUAAAGGUAAAGUAA